Penicillium pulvis is the source of this 1581-nucleotide messenger RNA. RefSeq names its product cytochrome P450. Bases 1 to 1581 code for a protein of 526 amino acids. The record is from RefSeq and is a predicted model, not a curated record. Gene Ontology annotation, molecular function: iron ion binding; heme binding; monooxygenase activity. NCBI's taxonomy places the organism in Eukaryota, Fungi, Ascomycota, Eurotiomycetes, Eurotiales, Aspergillaceae. The transcript has 3 exons.
AUGCUAGAGAAUGCAGUCCAGGCGGUCUUAAGCCUCACCUCCUUCUGGGGGCUGGUCCUCAACCUCAUCUGUGUGGUGACCACAAGCUAUGUAAUCUAUCAAGCGUGGUUUCAUCCAUUAGCUGCUUAUCCCGGGCCAUUCUUUGCCAAAUUGACCGACCUGUACUCAGUGGUACACGCACUGCGUGGCGACCGCCACGAGGACCUCUACCAGCUUCACCAACGCUACGGUCGCAUCGUACGAAUCGGCCCCAACCGCGUGACAAUCCUAGAUGCUGAAGCUCUAGAGCCAAUCUACGGCCACCAAGCCAACGUCAAGAAAUCACAAUGGUACCACAGUUUCUACAGCGUCAGUAUCUUCAACGCGAUUGAUCGUGACGAACAUGCCCGCAAGCGUCGCGUCAUGUCACAGGCCUUCUCAACUGAAGCUGUAAGAGGAAUGGAGCCGCAUAUUCUAUCUGCCAUUCGCGACUGGUGUCUGGCCCUCGGCGAUAAGUACCCUAGCCAAGAUAUCAAGCAGAAAGAUGGCUGGUCGCGACCUAAGAAUAUGGUGCACUGGAGCGCUUGUCUCAUCUUCGACGCUCUAGGCGAGAUCUGCUUUGGAAAGACUUUCAAUACUUCAAUUAGUGAUGAGAACACUUUCUUUUUCCCGCUUAUGGCACUGAGUGUGCGUAUCAUGAAUAUCUGUGGUCAAAUGCCGAUACUGCGUCGCUUUGGCUUUGAAAAGUACAUGCGUUACGGCACUGCUGCAAAUCGUGAUCGACAGAUUGCCUUCUCGAGGAAACAGCUUGCAGCGCGAUUGGCUGCCAAUCCUACACAACGCCGUGAUAUUGUGUAUUAUCUACAGCUUGCGCGAGAUCCUGAUACAGGGAAAGGGUAUUCAGUACAGGAGUUGAUCAGCGAGGUUACGUUGUUGUUGGGUGCUGGAGCGGAUACUGCCAAUACUGCACUGGCGGGAACUUGGUAUUUCCUCGGCCAGCAUGACAGCAUUCGCAAUCGCCUUACAUCUCUGAUCCGAUCAACCUUCCCCACUCUGGAAUCCAUCGUCUCGGGCCCCGUGCUGUCCAGUGGCAAGAUGGGAUAUUUGCGCGCUAUCAUCGAGGAAAGCAUGCGGCUUUGUCCCCCAAUUCCCAUGGAUCUGCCGCGUGAGGUUCUGCCGGGAGGUCUACGGGUCCUGAACUGGGAGCUUCCUGCUGGGACGGUAGUGGGCGUGCCCACGUACGCGCUGCACCACUCGCCUGAUCACUUUGACCGACCGCUCGACUAUGAUCCCAGCCGCUGGCUAGUACGUGGGAGUGAUGCAGCCGUGGGCACGGAAGGCGUGUCGGCUGAUGUGAUGGCCCGCCAGCGCGCUGCUUUUGUGCCGUUCAGUAUUGGCCCACGGUCGUGCAUUGGCCGUGGUGUGGCCAUGGCUGAGUUGGAGAUUGGUGUGGCCCGGGCCCUAUGGCUUUAUGAUGUGCGACUAUCUCCCGGGAGUGAGGGUCUUGGUGUGGGAAAGAAUGGCGAGUAUAAGAUGAAGGAUAAUUUCAUUGUAGGGAAAGAGGGCCCAGUGAUGGAGUUCCGAACACGGCGAGAGAUAUAA